Messenger RNA from Bactrocera oleae (olive fruit fly), 1110 nucleotides. RefSeq lists its product as uncharacterized. Lineage: Eukaryota; Metazoa; Arthropoda; Insecta; Diptera; Tephritidae. The record is from RefSeq and is a predicted model, not a curated record.
ACUUUAUAUUUCGCUGCAGGCGAACGCAAAUCACGCUUAACAAACGGAAUUUAAAUUAAGUUUGAAAACAUUUAAAUAAUUUUUCUUAAAAAUGAAAUUAAUAGGUAAACAAAUUUAUUGGUGCAUGUUGCCCACUUUCCUCCUUUGGAUCUCCUAUCAACUGGCGCUUACUCAGGCACACCUGCGCAGCGUUCGCAUCGAAGAGAUACCAUUUAGCCUGGCAGAAAGCGUCGAUGAAGCUCGUCAAAAGGAAAGUCGCUUAUUUGGACCGAGCUUAGAGACCGAAGAGCGAGGCAUACUAGCGAAAGCUGGUCUAGAACAGCGGCGCGGCUUCUUUCAUCUCUUCAACAUACCGUAUAUAGUUUGCUUCUUUGCCGCCAAAGGCAAAUGGCCAUUUAUACCGACCUUCAUGCAAGGACGCGUCGAUGCGACGGCCAGGACAUUUUUCAAACAAAACGAUAGCGCCAUAAAGCAGUUCUGCCAAAAGUGGAUACAAAUUAAGCAGUGCUUCCGGCCACUUUUCGCAACGACCAGCACCAGCGAUGUUGAGCAGCUUAAUCCACUGCGCUCUACGCCUUGCACUUGCGCUAAUUCGAACGAACCGAUAGUUUACUUCGAUCGAGAUCAUAUUGGCAAUGUAAGCCGUGACACGAUCCUGAAUACUAUAGAGUUUCUAGAAAGUUUUCUGGUUCCACCAGUGUCGCCCACGAAGAAGUCGAAGAAGAAAAAUCGCGUACGCAGUCGUGUGGAUGAAAUUGAUAUUGAAUGAGAGACUUAUUUGAGAUUUUAUUAAUACCACAACUGUCCGAUGAAAUUGAUAGCAUAUAACAUACUUAUAUUAGGUUUUUAUUUUGUAUGAAUUUCUUGCUAUAUUUCAAUUAAUUUGCAUAACAUAGAAUUCAAGAAAAUGUAUUUAAAACUUUGAUUUGGUGGUUUCGUAUAUACCAAGACGUCGAUUUUCGAAUUUGGUUGUAAGAUAAAAAAACUACAGUGAAAUAAAUGUUCGUUUCCUAAAAUGUAGCACACGCUUAAUUCAAAAAGCUCCCUGUAAGUCGUUGUCGGGGUACAUGGUUGCUAUUAUUCGCUUUUCAAGGGAGGGUGAAACCAUGG